Messenger RNA from Papaver somniferum (opium poppy), 618 nucleotides. RefSeq lists its product as uncharacterized. The transcript has a single exon. NCBI's taxonomy places the organism in Eukaryota, Viridiplantae, Streptophyta, Magnoliopsida, Ranunculales, Papaveraceae. The coding region runs from base 1 to 618 and encodes 205 amino acids. The record is from RefSeq and is a predicted model, not a curated record.
AUGAAGUUUCAAGGCACUCCCAGUUACAUCAUAUCUAAGAAACUUCAGAAUCUCAAGUUCUUCCUCAAAAAUUGGAGCAAAACAACUUAUGGAAAGAUAAGUGAAAAUAAAGCUCAACCGACAGCACAAAUAGAUGAUCUAAAUGCAAUGGAAGAAUUUAGUACUCUAUCUGACACUCAAUUCAUUGAAAGAGUGGAAUUGAGAGCUAAGCUGAAACAAAUAAAUCUGGAUAAUGCCAGAAAGUGGUUAGUCAGAUCUAUGACUCAACACUUUAAAGAAGCUGACGCGAACACUAAGUUCUUUCAUUCUCUAGCUAAUGGAAGAAGGAGAAGGAACACAAUACAGAAGCUAAUCAUUAAUGGGGAGGAUAACUUUAGUCUAGGGGACAUUAGUGAUGAAAUCUCCAGAUACUUUUACAAGCUUUUUCAAGAUGAUCAUACUCUUAGACCUCAAAUAGAAGAAAAAUAUUUCACAAAAAUAACUGAUCAAGAAAGUAGGUCGCUAGAAAGAGAGAUAACUGAAGAUGAAGAUGAAGCAUGGAAAAUAAUCAAGAACUUCAAAAAUAACAAGUCUUCAGGCCCAGAUAGAUACAACAUGGACCUAUUUAAGGUGGUAUAG